Molecule: messenger RNA, 2160 nt
Organism: Elgaria multicarinata webbii
Lineage: Eukaryota; Metazoa; Chordata; Lepidosauria; Squamata; Anguidae
Gene: TMEM132D
Product: transmembrane protein 132D
Exons: 6
Coding region: 1-2160 (719 amino acids)
Source: RefSeq, a predicted model, not a curated record
AUGCAGAUCGAUUUUGAAAUCGAAGAUCUUAGUGAAUUGCCAGGGACCCAGCUUAUUACCUGGCAAGUUGAAUAUCCGGGCGAUCGGAUGUCUGAUCUUGGCAUCUCCAAGAUUUACGUAAGCCAGAAGGAUCUGGUUGGCAUUCUUCCAUUGGCUAUGGAAGCAGAGAUCUUGAACACUGCCAUUCUCACUGGAAAGACUGUAGCUGUCCCCGUCAAGGUGAUCUCUGUUGAGGAUGAUGGAACAGUCACUGAUCUUCUAGAAUCUGUGGAGUGCAGGUCCUCCGACGAAGAUGUGAUUAAGGUCUCUGAGAGAUGUGACUACGUCUUUGUGAAUGGGAAGGAAAUGAAAGGCAAGACCAACGUCCUCGUUCAUUUCACGUACCAGCAUCUGAGCGCCUCGCUGGAGAUGACCGUGUGGGUGCCCCGUCUCCCUCUGCAGAUCGAGGUCUCCGACACGGAGCUAAACCAGAUCAAGGGCUGGCGGAUCCCCAUUGUCUCGAAUAAGAGACCAGCUAGAGACAGCGAUGACGAAGAUGACGAUGAACGGAAGGGACGGGGCUGCACCCUCCAGUACCAGCACGCCAUGGUGCGGGUCCUCACGCAGUUUGUAGCCGAGCCCUCGGAUCCUGGAAGCCAGAUGGCUUAUCUGCUGGGCUCGGACUGGCAGGUGGACAUCACUGAGCUGGUGAGCGAUUUCAUACAGGUGGAAGAGCCAAGGAUCGCAAAGCUGCGAGACGGACAGGUGCUGGUGGGGCAGGAGCUCGGAAUGACAACUCUUCAGAUUCUGUCCCCGCUUUCUGACGCCAUCUUGGCUGAGAAGACUGUGACUGUCCUUGAUGAGAAGGUGACUAUUACCGACCUGGGAGUCCAACUCGUGACCGGGCUUUCACUUUCUUUACAACUGAGCCCCGGAAGUAACAAGGCCAUUUUUGCCACAGCGGUAGCGCAGGAAACGCUUCAGACACCGAAACAGGAAGCUGCUAUCAGUUGCUGGAUCCAGUUCAGCGAUGGGGCAGUCAUGCCCUUGGACAUUUAUGACGCCAAGGAUUUCUCUUUGGUGGCCACAUCUCUGGAUGAGAAAGUGGUCUCUGUCCACCAGAGCCCGAAAUUUAAAUGGCCCCUCAUCACCGCCGAGUCGGAAGGCCAGGGGCUGUUGGUAAGAGUGGAGAUGGUAAUCAGCGAAUCCUGCCAGAAAUCGAAAAGGAAGAGCGUUAUGGCUGUUGGUACUGGGAAUAUCAAGGUCAAGUUUGGGCAGAACGAUGCCAACCCCAACGCCAGCGACAGCAAGCGUGGAGGGGUCGGCAUGCAUCUGGAGAACCAUGCCAGUGACCGACGUCAGAAGACAAGUCUGCAGGAGAGGUCUCGGCAAGAUGGACCUUAUUACACCUCGUCGAUGGGCCAAGAGGAAACCAGAGGGGCCAGCACCCAGAAGUCCAUCUUGAGUAAAAAAGAGGACCGUGAGAGUCUUUUGGAUGAUGACAGCCAUAUGCAGAACAUCCCAAUAGACUUCACCAGCUUCCCUGCACAGGUAGACCUGCCGAGAAGCAAUGGAGACUCCGAAGAGGAUGACCUUGAGGAGACUCCUCGGGGCCUGAGUGACUUGGAGAUUGGGAUGUAUGCUUUGUUAGGUGUCUUCUGCUUGGCCAUCUUGGUCUUCCUUAUUAACUGUGUUACCUUUGCCUUGAAGUACAGGCACAAGCAGUCUCCCUUUGAAGAGCAAGAAGGCUUGAGCCAUUCUCAUGACUGGGUAGGGCUGAGCAAUAGGACAGAGCUGCUGGAGAACCAUCUCAACUUCUCCACACAGCAAGAGGAGUGCAUUACAGCCAUUGACCGAGGCAUGGACUUGGAAGAGAGCAAAUAUCUCCUCACUGCCAAUGCCCAGAAGAACCUCAAUGGCCAAGUCUUCCGGCCCUCGGAUUCUGCCCCCUUCCCGGAAGGGAAGGAGCAGAAGAAUGAACAGACAGCCUCACCCACCUCCAAGCGGAAACGCGUCAAGUUCACCACCUUCACCACCAUCUCUUCAGAUGACGGCUGCCCCACCGUCAACUCCAUCUUGACAAGCAGUGAGGAUGAUAUCAAAUGGGUUUGUCAAGACAUGGACCUGGGGGAAUGCAAAGAAUUAAGGAACUAUAUGGAACGGCUACAUGAAAAUGCAUAA